AUGGAGCCGCUCAAAAUCCAAGUCAACGGGGAGUCGAGAAUCACCCGUCUUGCUGAACAAGGUGUUCUCCGACUCACGGUGGAAUCAGAGGGUUCAGAUCUCGAGACCGUAUCCAAGAAUGUCAUUUCGAGGUCGAACGAACUCAGCGAGCUCUUCAAGACACUCUCUCCCAAAACCAAUGACGGCACUGCCACCGCAGACGCAGCGGUAACCAAAUUCGCCUCUACAUUCCUCCGCACAAGGAACUAUAUACCCUACGACAAAGAUAACAAGCCUUUGCCCAAGGUUUAUCAGGCCUCCAUGUCCUUGAGCGUGGUAUUCCGCGAUAUCACCAAGCUAAGCCAGGUAAUUGGCCAGCUUGUGACGUACUCUAAUGUCGAAAUCAGCGCCAUCGACUGGAGUUUGAGCGACGCUACCAAGAAAGCCCUGCGCUCGCAGAUGCGCAAGGAGGCUAUUCGAGACGCUGUCAAUAAAGCCAAUGACUAUGCUGGAGAGGUUGGGAGGGAAGUUUAUCCGGUGGAAAUCAUGGACGGCGGGCAGAGUACUAUCGCGCAGCAUGCGCCAGCAGGAAGAUCUCUUUUUGGUGCUCCCUUUGGUGCUCCCUCUGGUGCUCCCGUUGCGUUUGGAAGUGCGAAGGGGGAGGCCUAUUUGGUGGUGGAUUUGGUAGUGGUGCUCCUCCUAAUCCACCAGAGCUGUCCGAGACACUUGAUCUUAGUCCUCCGGAUAUUCACGUGA
Penicillium daleae is the source of this 735-nucleotide messenger RNA. Its product is annotated as SIMPL domain-containing protein. The transcript has a single exon. Bases 1 to 735 code for a protein of 244 amino acids. Gene Ontology annotation, cellular component: external side of plasma membrane. Gene Ontology annotation, biological process: DNA damage response. NCBI's taxonomy places the organism in Eukaryota, Fungi, Ascomycota, Eurotiomycetes, Eurotiales, Aspergillaceae. The record is from RefSeq and is a predicted model, not a curated record.